AUGCCUUCUCUCUCCAAGCUUGCAGUCGUUGCUGCAGGUGCCUUUGCCUUUGCCGACGCCAAAGCAUGCCCUCCUCUCGGCGCCGUCUUCCCAGCUCCCCUCACCCCCAGCGAGAGUCCUCUGGUGCAAAAGGCUGCAGCCGCCGUCAAGGCAGGUCUCGAUGCCACUAUCGCUGCUCAGUUCAACAACUCUGGUCUCGCCAUUGGCGUCAAGUCCAUCCACGAGGAUGAGCCCCUCUUCACUUACCACUUCACCCCUCCCAACCCUGGCGAGGGCACUACCGAGAUCGACGAAGAUACAGUCUUCCGCAUUGCUAGUGGCUCUAAGCUAUUCACAGCUCUGGCUGCCCUUAUUAGUGAUAAGAUUGACAUUGAUGCCUCCGUCCUGAAGUAUCUCCCUGAGCUGAACAAGACGGCCGGCGAUGAUGAUAUCUUCUCACUCAAAUGGGAGGACAUCACUGUCAAGUCGCUUGCCAGCCAUCUGUCAGGUGUUGGUGUCGAUAUGGCGCAAGAUCUGGCAAUUGUUGGAUCAGAGCCUUGGAAGGCAUUUGGUCUCCCCAACAUCCCCAAGGGUAAGGGACCCAACUGCUCUGGUCUUCCAGGUACCAUUCCCUGCACAAGAAAGGAUCUUCUCGAGCAGGUCAACCUUCGACCUCCUGUCUACGGACCUUUCACCAACCCCAUUUACUCCAACGUCGGCCAUGCUCUCCUCGGUCUUGUCAUCGAGGCCGCCGAGGACAUGCCCUACGAGGACGUCAUCAAGCGCGACAUUCUUGACGUUGUCGGCAUGAAGCACACAUACGUCGACAAGACACCCCCUACUAAGGAUCUCUUCAUCCCCAACAAGGAACCCACAUGGAACUCCACGCUUGCAGUGUUCGAUGCUGCCGGUGGUAUCUUCUCUUCCGUCUCUGAUAUGCUUCUCCUUGCCGACGGUAUUCUUAGCCACAAGUUCCUCACACCAGUCCAAACUCGCAAGUGGAUGAAGCCCGAGGCUAACACCGCUUCCUGGGGCUACCAGGUUGGCGGUCCCUGGGAGAUUCUCAAGACCGACAACAUCACUUCUGACGGUCGUCUCAUCGACAUCUACACCAAGAGUGGUGAUCUCGGUCUCUACCACACCCAGACUGUCCUGAUCCCCGACUACGAUAUUGUCAUCUCCAUCAUGUCUGGUGGUCUUGAGGCGUCUGCCAACCCAUACGUUACCGGCCAGGUCCUCAGCGCUGUUAUCCAGAACCUCCUCCCCGCCAUUGAAAAGGUCGGCCGUGACGAUGCCAAGGUUGCUUUCGCCGGUGACUACGAGGACAAGGAGACCAACUCCAGCAUCUCAUUCCAGUCCGACAGCGGCCCCGGUCUCAAGAUCAAGAGCUGGCAGGUCCGCGGCUUCGACGUCCUCAACAACAUCGGCAACUUCAACUUCAACGCCCUCGAGUCCGGCGCCUCCACAAAGACCCCCUACAUCGACGCCCGCAUGUACCCCAGCAACCUAGCCAAGAAGGGCCAAACCGCAUGGCGCGCCGUCUUCGACAAGACCAACUCGGCCGAGAACGCCGCCUACGAAAGCACCCUGUUCUUCAAGGACGGCACGUGUCAGACGUGGUUCCAGCAGGACCGCAUGGUGUACGACUACCUCCCCCUGGACCUCUUCGUCUUCACCGAGGGCGAGGAUGGCGUCAGCGAGUCCGUCAAAAGUCCUGCUUUCAACGUCACUUUGACAAAGGUACGCCAACCCGCGCAGAAGAAGGCCACAGGUGAGGGCGAUCGAAACGCCGCCGGUGAGAUGGGGCGUUUUGGAGUGCUCGGCUUCGCACUUGUCGCGGCAGCGACAUUGAUGAGCACGUUCUAA
Fusarium sp. VM40 is the source of this 1845-nucleotide messenger RNA. The record is from the annotation of a GenBank genome assembly. NCBI's taxonomy places the organism in Eukaryota, Fungi, Ascomycota, Sordariomycetes, Hypocreales, Nectriaceae.